UGGACGUGCAUCAAUUUUUUGUUCACUUACACUUGUUCGUGUCUUCAUAAUCGUUGAGACAUGGGUGUCCUCAAGUUUCCAAUCCUGCUAGUAUUUCUCAUGCUACUUCUCUUGACUUCUGGUUCUGAUGCCAAGACUUGCAAGGAGGCCAGCAAGACCUAUACCUCUAAGCGUUGCCAGGCCAGUCAAUGUGCUGAGGCCUGCCAAAAGGAGGAAUUUACUGAAGGGAUCUGCAAAGGAGGUUUCCCCUUUGUAUCAAAGAAAUGUGUCUGCAAGAAAAAGUGCUGAAUAAAAACAAGUGAAACUACCGCAUGUUGUGCGAUGAAAAAAGUAAUAAGAUCGUUUAUUUAAAAUAA
This is a messenger RNA of Lolium perenne, 356 nucleotides long. NCBI's taxonomy places the organism in Eukaryota, Viridiplantae, Streptophyta, Magnoliopsida, Poales, Poaceae. The record is from RefSeq and is a predicted model, not a curated record.